Messenger RNA from Magnolia sinica, 1292 nucleotides. Its product is annotated as caffeoylshikimate esterase. The record is from RefSeq and is a predicted model, not a curated record. The coding region runs from base 199 to 1206 and encodes 335 amino acids. The transcript has a single exon. Gene Ontology annotation, cellular component: membrane. Lineage: Eukaryota; Viridiplantae; Streptophyta; Magnoliopsida; Magnoliales; Magnoliaceae. Gene Ontology annotation, molecular function: lipase activity.
CGCACUCACGAAACCACUUCACCAACUCCAACCCUCCCAAACCCCAAAACCAAGUUGGUGAAAACCGCUUUUCAACCCUUCCAAAACCGCCUUUCACCAACCCAUAAACCGCUUUCCACCGCAUUCACCUAUAUAAACCAUACACCCUCCCUCCGACCCAUUUCAAACCCGUUACGAACCCAACCCCUCCAAUAUACCAUGUCGUCCGAAACGCACCCCGAACCGGCCGAAACGCCACCGACUCCCGCGAAUUUCUGGGGCGACAUGCCAGAAGACGAGUACUACAAAUCCCAAGGCGUCAAGAACACCAAAUCCUACUUCGAAACCCCAAACGGCAAGCUCUUCACGCAGGAAUUCUUACCAUUGGAUCUUCCCAUCAAGGGCACCGUCUACAUGACCCAUGGCUACGGAUCCGACACGGGCUGGCUCUUCCAGAAGAUCUGUAUCUCCUUCUGCAAUUGGGGCUACGCCGUCUACGGCGCAGAUAUGCUGGGACAUGGCAGAUCGGACGGCAUCCGUUGCUAUCUCGGCGAUAUGGAGAAGGUCGCCGCCACGUCACUGUCCUUCUUCCGCAGCGUUCGCACCAGCGAACGUUUCCGCGACCUCCCGGCCUUCCUGUUCGGAGAGUCCAUGGGCGGCGCGGCCUCGAUGCUCAUGUACUUCCAGUCGGAUCCCGACACGUGGACGGGUCUGAUCUUCUCGGCCCCGCUCUUCGUCAUGCCCGACAACAUGAAGCCGUCCAAGGUCAGGCUCUUCGUGUACGGGCUCCUCUUCGGGAUGGCCGACACGUGGCAAGCGAUGCCGGAUAACAAGAUGGUGGGGAAGGCGAUCAAAGAUCCCGAGAAAUUGAAGAUUAUCGCCGGUAAUCCGAGGCGUUAUACAGGGAAGCCGCGUGUAGGUACGAUGCGGGAGCUGGCGCGCGUGUGCGAGUACAUCCAGGCUAACUUCUCACGUGUGACGGCGCCGUUCCUGACUGUCCACGGGACGGCUGACGGCGUAACGGCUCCGUCAUCCUCAACACUGCUGUACGAGCAGGCCUCGAGCGAGGAUAAAACGAUUAAGCUGUACGAGGGCAUGUAUCAUUCGUUAAUCCAGGGCGAGCCCGACGAGAACAGCGAGCGAGUCUUGGCUGAUAUGCGGGAGUGGAUUGAUGAGCGGGUGAGGAGGUAUGGGUCCACGUCAGAUUCCCGUGGGAGUUUGAAUUAGUAAAAUGAUAUUAUUAUUAUUAUAAGGAAGUGUUGAUAUGCUUUCUAUAAUAUUUGUGAUUUUAUCAAGUGUUACUUUGAUUUUAA